CCUCUCCCCCCCCCCCCCCCCCCCCCCCCCCGAUCGAGCAGCGAAGAGCGGAUAAAAGCAAGAUGUCGAACUCGGACGGCACGGCGACCUGCAUCGACAUCAUCCUCGCCAUCAUCCUCCCGCCGCUCGGUGUCUUCUUCAAGUUCGGCUGCGGGGUUGAAUUCUGGAUCUGCCUCAUCCUCACCUUCUUCGGCUACCUCCCCGGCAUCAUCUACGCCGUCUGGGCCAUCACCAAGUAGCCUGCAGACGGAGGCUGUGUCCCCUGCCAUUCAGCUCGCCUCUUCAAGGCGAUGAGCUGAUGAUGAUGGGGGACGUGGUGCGUGUGGUGACUCCGGCCGUCGCGCGCCCGCUGUGAAAUAUGGUGUCGAUUUGAGAUGUGAUUCCUUCCUUUUCUUUGUUAGUUGCUGCUGCUGGUGUCCCCCGUCUCCAAUCCCUUUUCCAUGGGGAUUUGAGAUGUGCCUCCUCAGCUGCGUCGUCCGAUCCAGUUCCUCUGCACAUUCGAUCUCCUCCAUGUACUGCUUCGAUUGAUGCUGGAUUAUUAAUUCCUAGUUGUUUGUUUAACCAGUUCGUCUUCUUUUUUUUUACCUUCGAUUGUGUAUUUGUUCGGUUACAUACUAAGAGUAUCUUCAUCAGAUCA
This is a messenger RNA of Sorghum bicolor (sorghum), 637 nucleotides long. Its product is annotated as hydrophobic protein LTI6A. Bases 63 to 239 code for a protein of 58 amino acids. The transcript has 3 exons. The record is from RefSeq and is a predicted model, not a curated record. Lineage: Eukaryota; Viridiplantae; Streptophyta; Magnoliopsida; Poales; Poaceae. Gene Ontology annotation, cellular component: membrane.